Molecule: messenger RNA, 1433 nt
Organism: Polypterus senegalus (gray bichir)
Lineage: Eukaryota; Metazoa; Chordata; Cladistia; Polypteriformes; Polypteridae
Product: leukocyte elastase inhibitor-like
Exons: 7
Coding region: 93-1253 (386 amino acids)
Biological process (GO): negative regulation of endopeptidase activity
Molecular function (GO): serine-type endopeptidase inhibitor activity
Source: RefSeq, a predicted model, not a curated record
AGGUGAACGGUGAGCGAGUGCCUGGCCUGGCCACACCUCACUCAUUCACUCACACCCUUUUUAAACAUCGAGCACGAACAGGCGAGGGGAAAAUGUCGAGCAAACUGGGGGCAAUGGAAGAUCUGACAGCGGCAAACACACAUUUUACACUGGACCUGUUUGCAAAGAUCAAUGAUGUCAAUCCCACCGGUAACCUGUUUUUCUCCCCCCUGAGUAUCACUGCUGCUUUGGCCAUGGUAUUUCUGGGGUCAAGAGGGGAAUGUGCAGCUCAGAUGGCAAAGGUACUUCAUUUUGACAAGACAGAAAAAAUUCAUUCUGGAUUUCAGGAGUUGAAUAAUGAAAUCAAUAAACCACAAGCAACUUAUAAACUGAAAUUAGCUAACCGUCUGUACGGAGAAAAGACUUUCAACUUUCAAAAGGAGUUUCUGGCUGACUGCCUUACAUUCUAUAAUGCUGACCUAGUAGGAGUUGAUUUUAUUGGAGCUGCAGUAAAAAUAAUGCAAGAAGUGAAUGAGUGGGUUGAAAAUCAGACAGAAGGAAAAAUUAAAGAUAUUUUACAGCAAGGUUCCAUCAAUUCUAUGACAAGAUUGAUUUUGAUAAAUGCCAUCUACUUUAAGGGGAAUUGGCUCAAAAAAUUUGAUGAGAAAAACACGGACGUAAUGCCAUUUAGAAUUAACAGGAAUGAAAGCAAACCAGUGAAAAUGAUGUACCAGAUGGGAAAGUUUCCUUUCAAUUAUAUACCUGAGAUGAAGGUGAAAGUGUUAGAGCUUCCCUACAUAGAAGAGGAACUUAGUAUGUUUGUCCUUCUUCCUGAUGACAUCGAUGAUGGCUCUACGGGUUUAAAGCAGCUUGAGCAAGGGCUGACACUGGAAAAUCUCCAAGAAUGGACAAAGAGACAAAACAUGGACACACGCACAGAUGUUCAUGUCCACCUUCCUAAAUUCAAACUGGAAGAUGAUUAUGAAUUAAAUUCUAUUCUUGAAAAUAUGGGCAUGGUGGAUAUCUUUGAUGGCAGCAGAGCUGACUUAUCAGGGAUGAGUGGAGGCCCUGGCCUGUUCCUGUCACAGGUUUUGCACAAGUCCUUUGUUGAGGUGAACGAGGAGGGCACUGAAGCAGCAGCGGCCACUGCUGGCAUUAUUGCAUUUUGCAUGUUACAAGAAGAGCAUUUUAAAGCUGAUCAUCCAUUUUUGUUUUUUAUUCGGCAUAACCCGAGUAAAAACAUUCUGUUUUUUGGCAGAUAUACUUCUCCAUGAAGGAAACUUUUCCAGACCUACAAGUUUGGUCUGUGUGUUUUUGCAUUAAAAAUUGAAUUAUAUAAUUUUUUGCUUGAUUUCAGAAUUAAUUGUUUUGGAUUUGACAUGUUUUAAAAUGUUUUAAUCCAUGUGUGUAACUGUACAGAAUGGAAAAUGAUAUUAAAUUCAUGAUUACCUAUA